Molecule: messenger RNA, 830 nt
Organism: Saccostrea echinata
Lineage: Eukaryota; Metazoa; Mollusca; Bivalvia; Ostreida; Ostreidae
Exons: 6
Coding region: 33-815 (260 amino acids)
Source: RefSeq, a predicted model, not a curated record
GCCUAAACCGAGUAUUCUGCACCACUUUAAAUAUGGGCAGUAUUUUAUCUCGGCCUUGGGGCUAUGAGAGUAUAGAUGUGGAUGUCGUUUUCUCAAAAGACGCACAGAAAUGGAAGCACAGCGCAAUUUCGAUGCUGGAAAAUAUGAAAUUGGAAAACAGAGGACGUGAUCUCAAAUUAAAAGUGCACUGUAUGAACGCUCAAGAUGCUGUAGAUAAUAUAUGGAUCGUAUUUUGUAAGGUUGUGUGUUUUCCAGAGCAGGGAAAUGUUGACGUUGUAGAGUCAAUACGAAAUGUCCAGUUACCAAAAGCAGAAAAAGACGGCAUGGUUAUCAUGAUCGGAGAUAAUGCAGAGUUUGAAUUCGUUCCAUGUUACGAAGAUUCGAGGAUUAAAUACAUUACAGUUGUCAGUUUUCCAGACAGCACAUACAGAGCAUGUUGGAUGAUCAGUGGCCUUUUUUCAGGGGAUUAUAGUAGAAGCGACAAAAAUACUUUUGGGAUCGAGCCUAUUUGGGUGACAGGAGAAGACCCUGUAGAGGAAGGGUCCACCUGCCUCAUCCUCUGCUUCACACUGUCUCGUCUAAUGGAUGACAUUUCAGCUAUUGUGAAGAUAACACCAAAACGUUGUAAUUGUAUGCUUGUUGUGAUCCACAACUGCAGACAGGGAACCUCUCCUGGGCCAGUGCUAAAACAUAAUCCUGAUGACUGCUUCCAAGACUUUACUAAUAUUAUCUACGGCGAGGGUGACUGUUACAUUUGCUCCCUGAACUCAGAAGCAACAGAGACAAUUCAGGCCUUUAUCGACAAAAACUUAUAAUUGAUUUUUAACCAG